CAGGUUUCCAAACGCUCGGCGGCGCCAUGGGCUUGAGAGCUAAACGGAGAUGGAAUGUCCCAGUCUGAACCGGUUUUAGCCGGUUGCGAGUGUGUUGCACUAGAGCAGAAGAAGCGCCUGUUUGAGCCUCCCGACUCGCUGCGCCUCACAGCACGGGGACAGCAUCUCUCACAGCCCAGCCCGAGCCACCGGGGAGCCCAGCCCUGUAUGAACGUGCCCGGGCACUGCCUAUAAGCCCACGGUCAUUAUUACUAGCCACCGGCCACAAACAGCCCUCUCCCUCCCUCUGCUGUCAGUGUGUAGCUCUCACUCUCUGUGGGUGUGUGGAUAUAACAGAGCCCCCGGCCUGGGCCUUCCCCCCCCCCCCUCCAUCCAUUCAUUGCUGACUGAACCCGGCCAAGGGCGGCUGGUCUCGCUGCCAUCCUGUGUAUAACACACUGUGCGCGGUGCGGACACCAUACAGGCCGGAGCGGGGAGCGGGCUCUGUGUGUACUGACUGCCGGUCACUGCUGCUGCUGGACUCUGUUACACCCUGAGGAGAAGGCAGCUCCAGAUCUCGUAAUCUAUGCCAGCAAUUAUGACCAUGUUAGCAGACCAUGCAGCUCGACAGCUGCUGGAUUUCAGCCAAAAACUGGACAUAAAUCUUCUGGACAACGUGGUGAAUUGCUUGUACCAUGGAGAGGGAGCACAGCAAAGAAUGGCUCAGGAAGUGCUAACCCACUUAAAGGAACAUCCCGAUGCAUGGACAAGAGUUGACACCAUUUUAGAGUUCUCGCAGAACAUGAAUACCAAAUAUUAUGGGCUUCAAAUAUUGGAAACUGUAAUAAAGACGAGAUGGAAAAUUCUUCCUCGGAACCAAUGUGAAGGUAUUAAAAAAUAUGUUGUGGGAUUAAUCAUUAAGACUUCUUCUGAUGCCACAUGUGUGGAGAAAGAGAAGGUGUAUAUUGGAAAAUUGAACAUGAUUCUCGUUCAGAUAUUGAAACAGGAAUGGCCUAAGCACUGGCCAACAUUUAUCAGUGACAUUGUCGGAGCAAGUAGGACCAGUGAAAGCCUUUGCCAGAACAACAUGGUCAUCUUGAAACUGCUUAGUGAAGAAGUAUUUGAUUUUUCCAGUGGACAGAUAACACAAGUCAAAGCCAAACAUUUAAAAGACAGUAUGUGUAAUGAAUUCUCACAGAUAUUUCAGCUCUGUCAAUUUGUAAUGGAAAACUCACAGAAUGCCCCACUCGUUCAUGCAACUUUGGAAACUCUGCUCAGAUUUCUUAACUGGAUCCCCUUAGGGUACAUCUUUGAAACCAAACUGAUCAGCACAUUAAUAUACAAGUUUUUAAAUGUUCCCAUGUUCAGAAAUGUGUCAUUGAAGUGCCUCACGGAAAUAGCUGGAGUUAGCGUGAGCCAAUAUGAAGAGCAGUUUGUAACUCUGUUCACAUUGACAAUGAUGCAGUUAAAACAGAUGCUGCCUUUGAACACAAACAUCCGUCUCGCAUAUUCAAAUGGAAAAGAUGAUGAGCAGAAUUUCAUUCAAAAUCUCAGUUUGUUUCUCUGUACAUUUUUGAAAGAGCACGGACAGCUUAUAGAAAAAAGGCUAAACCUGAGAGAAACUCUAAUGGAGGCUCUUCAUUACAUGUUGCUGGUUUCUGAGGUGGAAGAAACAGAAAUCUUUAAAAUAUGCCUUGAGUAUUGGAACCAUCUGGCAGCUGAACUCUAUAGAGAGAGCCCAUUUUCAACAUCUACAUCACCACUACUUUCUGGCAGUCAGCAUUUCGAUGUUCCACCAAGGAGGCAACUAUACUUACCUGUUUUGUCAAAGGUGCGUUUGUUGAUGGUCAGCCGAAUGGCAAAACCGGAGGAAGUACUUGUUGUAGAGAAUGAUCAGGGUGAAGUUGUUCGAGAAUUUAUGAAGGAUACGGAUUCCAUUAAUUUAUACAAGAAUAUGAGAGAAACAUUGGUGUAUCUUACCCACUUGGAUUAUGCUGACACUGAGAGAAUAAUGACAGAAAAACUCCACAAUCAAGUCAAUGGAUCGGAGUGGUCAUGGAAAAAUCUAAAUACCUUAUGUUGGGCAAUAGGGUCAAUCAGUGGAGCGAUGCAUGAGGAAGAUGAAAAGCGGUUUCUAGUUACAGUUAUUAAGGAUCUUCUUGGACUCUGUGAGCAAAAGCGUGGCAAGGACAAUAAAGCAAUCAUUGCAUCAAACAUUAUGUAUAUUGUCGGUCAAUACCCAAGAUUUUUGAGAGCUCACUGGAAAUUUCUGAAGACAGUCGUUAACAAGUUGUUUGAAUUCAUGCAUGAGACCCAUGAUGGUGUACAAGACAUGGCCUGUGAUACUUUCAUCAAGAUCGCACAAAAAUGUCGAAGGCAUUUUGUACAAGUGCAAGUUGGGGAAGUCAUGCCUUUCAUUGAUGAGAUCCUGAACAACAUAAACACCAUAAUUUGUGAUCUUCAACCGCAGCAGGUUCACACGUUUUAUGAAGCAGUUGGGUAUAUGAUCGGAGCUCAGACAGACCAAACUGUACAAGAACACUUAAUAGAAAAGUAUAUGUUGCUCCCCAAUCAAGUAUGGGAUAGUAUUAUUCAACAGGCAACAAAGAAUGUCGACAUACUGAAAGAUCCAGAAACAGUCAAGCAGCUGGGCAGCAUAUUAAAGACAAAUGUAAGAGCAUGCAAAGCUGUUGGUCACCCCUUUGUAAUCCAACUUGGAAGAAUUUACUUGGAUAUGCUAAAUGUGUACAAGUGCCUCAGUGAAAACAUUUCUGCAGCUAUUCAGGCAAAUGGGGAAAUGGUCACAAAGCAACCACUGAUAAGAAGUAUGAGAACUGUUAAAAGGGAAACUUUAAAACUAAUUUCAGGAUGGGUCAGCAGAUCGAACGAUCCCCAAAUGGUCGCUGAAAACUUUGUCCCACCUCUGCUGGAUGCAGUUCUAAUUGAUUACCAGAGAAAUGUGCCUGCCGCCAGAGAACCUGAAGUACUUAGCACAAUGGCUACUAUUGUAAACAAGCUCGGGGGCCAUAUUACAGCUGAAAUACCUCAAAUAUUUGAUGCUGUUUUUGAAUGCACAUUAAACAUGAUAAACAAGGACUUUGAAGAGUAUCCAGAGCACAGGACAAACUUUUUCUUACUUCUUCAAGCUGUUAAUUCCCAUUGUUUUCCAGCAUUUUUGGCUAUUCCUCCAGCACAGUUUAAAUUGGUUUUGGAUUCUAUAAUUUGGGCUUUCAAGCACACGAUGAGAAAUGUUGCAGACACAGGCCUUCAGAUUUUGUACACGUUAUUACAGAACGUUGCCCAAGAAGAAGCUGCAGCACAGAGCUUUUAUCAAACAUAUUUCUGUGACAUACUUCAACACAUCUUUUCUGUUGUGACAGAUACCUCACACACUGCAGGUUUAACCAUGCAUGCUUCAAUUCUAGCAUACAUGUUUAAUUUAGUGGAAGAAGGAAAGAUAAAUACACCCUUGAAUCCAGCAAGUCCUCUUAGCAACCAGUUAUUUAUUCAGGAAUAUGUGGCAAAUCUCCUAAAGUCAGCCUUUCCUCACCUGCAAGAUGCUCAGGUAAAACUGUUUGUGACUGGCCUCUUCAGUUUAAACCAAGAUAUUCCAGCAUUCAAAGAACAUCUUAGGGAUUUCCUCGUACAAAUAAAGGAAUAUGCUGGGGAAGACACGUCAGACCUUUUCUUGGAAGAAAGAGAAACUGCUCUCCGACAAGCGCAAGAGGAAAAACACAAACUUCAGAUGUCUGUUCCUGGCAUACUCAAUCCACAUGAAAUUCCUGAAGAAAUGUGUGAUUAGAUUUUAGAAGCCAAGUUAUGCUGUUGAUUUCCCUCCUCCUUCUGAACAUCAAUUUUGUUCAGGAAAAACAUCACUUUGAUUAUCGUUGACCAAAAUGAUGCCAAUUUGUAAAUUAUUAUGUCACCUAGUGGCCCUUUUUUCUUAUUAUGCGUUUUUUGUAUAAGAAAUUUUCUGUGAAAUAUCCUACAAUUGUUUCAAAGCUUUGGUCAUCCUUAGGUUUGCAUGAUAUUAAGGAUAUGUGUGUAAAUAUAUGUUUAUAUAUUUACACAUAUUCAUUUUUUUCUGCUCUCCUUUUAAUUCUUUCAUGCCCAUUUUGUGGCUUUGGGGUGAGGGCAAGUAAAUUGAUCUAGAACAACCCAAGAACCUAUAUUUGUUAUGUCUGUUGCAAGAGCAAUUCCUCCCCCUUCUGAACAUACAAAUUUUAAUUAAGUGAAGUUUUUUUUUUCCUCCUAGUUUAUAUUGCAGCCUAGAUGGAAUUUCAGCAAUUAUAACAAAUUUGACACUGCUGCAUUCUCCGAACAAUUUUUUUUGUUUUUGUUUUUGGUUGAGGUGGGCAAUACUACAUACAUACUGCAAGUUGGAAAGAAAAUCAUUUUGCAGCAAGAUCAUGUGCAUAUCAUCCCAUUGUAAAGCAAUUUCAGAAAAUAUGGGAACACAGUACAGUUAGUUAUUUUUACACAGUUUUUGUUUUUUUGUGUGUGUGCUGUCGCUAUGUCGACAACAGCUUUUUGUUUUCCUCAAUGAGGAGUGUUGCUCAUUUGUGAGCCUUCAUUAACGAGAAGUGAAAUGGUUAAAAAAAUAUUUAUCCUGUUAGAUUAGGCUUGCAUCUUUUUAACAACUCAUACAAUUCUGGCUUUUGAGAUGACUUGUACUAAUUUACAUUGUUUACCAUGCUGUAGUGCUUUAAGAACACUACUACUUAAAAAGCAAAAUAAACUUGGUUUACAUUUA
Molecule: messenger RNA, 4732 nt
Organism: Pelobates fuscus (common spadefoot toad)
Lineage: Eukaryota; Metazoa; Chordata; Amphibia; Anura; Pelobatidae
Gene: XPO1
Product: exportin 1
Exons: 25
Coding region: 566-3781 (1071 amino acids)
Biological process (GO): ribosomal small subunit export from nucleus; ribosomal large subunit export from nucleus; protein export from nucleus
Cellular component (GO): nucleus; cytoplasm
Molecular function (GO): nuclear export signal receptor activity; small GTPase binding
Source: RefSeq, a predicted model, not a curated record